Plasmodium inui San Antonio 1 is the source of this 6435-nucleotide messenger RNA. RefSeq lists its product as hypothetical. The transcript has a single exon. Lineage: Eukaryota; Apicomplexa; Aconoidasida; Haemosporida; Plasmodiidae. The record is from RefSeq and is a predicted model, not a curated record. Bases 1 to 6435 code for a protein of 2144 amino acids.
AUGAAUAAGUCUUUUCUGUUAAUAGCUUCCUACUUCUUCCUUGUUGCUCAUCUUGGCACGGUGAUAACACAGCGUAGCCAAGAUGAAUCUUCUCACCAGUACGUCCACUUGGCAGGGAAUGGCCGCAACGUAAAGAAGGCUACCCUCGAUAAUGACAUACCUGAGGGGGAAAUAUUAACAAAAAAACAGUCUUUUCUUCAAUAUGACACUUUAGCAGCAGGAUCACCACCAGCGCAACCACCAGCACCACCAUGCGUAGGUGACGACGACUGCUUUUGUAAGAAUUUUUACGACUUGACUUUAAUUAUCGACGAAUCUGGAAGCAUAGGAACUAAAAAUUGGGAAAACCAUGUCAUCCCAUUUACAGAUAAAAUCAUAAGCGACUUACAUAUUAGCGAAAAUGAAGUCCACGCAGGAAUCUUGUUGUUUUCCAACCUCAACAGAGACUACGUUACCUUUGAUGAAGACGAAAGUUAUAAGAAGGAUCAGCUUUUGAAAAAAGUGGACCAGCUAAAAAAAAAAUAUGGUGCUGGAGGUGGAACCAAGAUUUUCUCAGCUUUGAAAUACGCAUUGGACAAGUACACUCACCAUAAGAAAGGGAGACCCAAUGCCCCCAAAGUAACCAUACUUUUUACUGACGGAGACGACACUUCCAUAACCAGCACUAAUAUGCUCCUUGAUAUGGGAUUAACGUACAGAAAAGAAAACGUAAAAUUGUUAGUUCUUGGUGUUGCAGAAGCGAGGGAGAGUAAUUUAAGACUAAUAGCUGGCUGUGGAGAAAAAAAUGCCCCUUGUCCAUCUGCCAUGAAGGCGGAAUGGGAAACUAUAAAUGAUAUAACGAAAAAGUUAACGAACAAAAUAUGUCACACGGAGGAGGAAGACGAUGAGACCAUCACUGGUACUACUCCUACCCCCCCGCAGCAAAAUCCAUGCCAAGGAGAUGACUGUUUCUGUGAAGACUACUACGACUUAACUUUAAUCUUAGAUGAAUCCGGAAGUAUUACCCUGAAUAAGUGGAAAGUUGAUGUUGUCCCCUUUGCAGAAAAGUUAGUAAGUAAUUUAAACAUAAGCAAAGACAAAAUACACUUAGGCAUUAUGCGUUUUGCCGUUAAGGUAAAAGAAGAUGUUAGUUACGGACAGGAGACGAGAUACGACAAAGAUGCCUUAAUACAUGUAGUUAAAGGAUUGAAAGAGCAGUAUGGAAGAGGACAAGGAACCCGACUUGUGGAUGCCUUAGAACACUCGCUCCGAAAUUUCACGAGACAUCCAAACAGUAGGGCCAACGCACCUAAAGUGACCAUUUUAUUCACGGAUGGCAAUGAAAAUUACAGAGGAUCCAGACAAGUACGCGAUAUAGGAUUAAAAUAUAGGAAGGAAAACGUGAGGCUCAUUGUGGUAGGGGUUUACAAAGCUACCAUAAAGAGUCUAAAAAUGUUGGCUGGCUGCAAUGAGAAUGAGCCCUGCCCGCAGGUCAUCAAGUGCGAUUGGGACCAGCUGACCAGCAUAACGCAGCUGAUCACGGAUAAGAUAUGCGACAUAGAUGCGGGGGAGGUCCCGAGUUUGCCAGACGGUGCAGAGAAGCCAGACGGUGCAGAGAAGCCAGACGGUACGGAGAAGCCAGACGGUACGGAGAAGCCAGACGGUACGGAGAAGCCAGACGGUGCAGAGAAGCCAGACGGUGCAGAGAAGCCUGACGGUUCGGAGAAGCCAGACGGGGCAGAAAAGCCAGACGGUGCAGAGAAGCCUGACGGUUCGGAGAAGCCAGACGGUACGGAGAAGCCUGGAUCAGGAGGCCUCGCCGAACCAGACCAGCAGAACCCCCCAUGCACAGACUGGGACGACUGCUACUGCAAACACUUCUACGACCUAACCCUAAUUUUGGACGAAUCGGCAAGUAUAGGCAAUUUCAGAUGGAGCCACGAAGUCGUUCCGUUUGCGACAGAAAUUGUAAAAUCAUUACACGUGGGAUACGACGCAGUGCACGUGGGACUCUUACUCUUUGCUGACUCAAGAAGAGACAUUGUGAGAUUUUCCGACGAAACCAGAUAUGACAAAUCGUUCCUGUUGAAAAAGAUAGACAGCUUAAAAGUGGAUUACAGAAACGGGAGGAAAACCUUCAUUGUGGGAACUCUGGUAUAUGCAUUAGAGAAUUAUACAAAAAGCUCAAUUAGAGUUAAGGCCCCGAAAGUAACGAUGAUCUUUACAGAUGGUAAUGACACCAGCGCGUCAGAUGAGAGAUUAUACAACACUGGCUUGUUGUAUCGGCGAGAAAAGGUGAAGUUACUAGUGUUGGCUGUUUCUAUGGCUGAUGAGAAAAAGCUAAGGCUAUUAGUGGGCUGCACGCGAACUCAAAACUGUCCAUUUGUGAUUAAGGCCGAGUGGGGACAAUUGCCCAGUCUUUCAAACGAAUUCGUGAAGAGGAUAUGCAGCUCGGGUCCUGUAAUACCUCCCGAGGACGGAAGCACCCCACCACCACCGCCACCUGAGGUGGAUAUCCCGACGGAUCCAGAACCAGCUGUUCCCCCAUGCCAGGGAGAUGAGUGCCUUUGUCAAAGCAUGUACGAUUUGACUUUAAUUCUGGACGAAUCAGCCAGCAUAGGAAACUCGAAUUGGAAGAAACAAGUGUACCCCUUCGUGGAAAGGCUCGUAAACAAGUUAGAAGUUUCGGAGAACAAGGUCCAUGUCGGGAUUAUGCUAUUCGCUAAACAUAUGCGAGAUUUUGUGAGGUUUUCCGAAAAGGAGAGUUAUGAGAAAGACAGUUUGAUGAGGAAAGUCCCCGAUUUGAGAAGUGCAUAUAAGGCUGGGACACACACUUACAUAGUGGAGUCUCUAGAGUAUGGCUUACAGCAUUAUACAAGGGGGCCAAGCAACAGGGCAGAUGUACCCAAGGUGACCAUCCUCUUUACAGAUGGGAAUAACAGCAAGUCUGGAGAUGAAAUUCUGUCCAACGUGAGUUCCCUGUACAAGAAGGAGAAUGUGAAACUGUUGGUGGUUGGUGUUGGCGCUGCAAGUAUGCCUAAGUUGAGACUACUGGGGGGAUGCCACAAGACGGAGGGAGAUUGCCCCUUCGCUAUAAAGACAGAUUGGGACAGUCUCAAAGAUAUAUCACAGGGAAUGGUAGACAAGAUAUGUGACACAGAUACGGAGAUAACCCCACCACCACCAUCCUCAGGAGGGGGUGAAGUGGCGCCUCCAUCAUGCACCGGUGACGAAUGCUUCUGUAAAGACUACUUCGACUUGACAUUUAUAGCGGCCCCGUCCAUAAAGAAAAAUAUUAGAAGGAAGAAUGAACUGACGAAAUAUGUUACGAGAAUUGUUAAUGCGUUUAACGUAGGUGAGAAGAACGUGCAUGUGUCUCUUUCUCUGCACUUGGGGGAGAAGACGGUGAACACGGAUUUUGACAAUGCGGUGGCGACGGACAAGAAGGAACUACUCAUCCAGUUAGAAGUCAUAUCGGCGGAAAAUGUGAAUUUGGGCAGAAAAACGAACAUUGCGGAGGCCUUAGCGGUGGGGUUAAAGCAGUCGUUUUCGACUGGACAUAGGGAAGACGCCCCCAAGGUAGCGCUUCUACUGACAGAUAGUAACAAUGAUGUGUCUGAGCAGGGGGUGCUGCAAAGCUUGUCUAAGCAGUACGCAGAUAGGAAGGUUAAACUGUUGGUGGUGGCGAUAGGGAAGCUACCCGAGGAGUUACUAUUCAUCGCGGCGGGAUGUCCCUUGAGCAGUACAGGAGGUGAUCUUCGUCAUGGUGAGACUUGCCCCAAUGUCUUCACCUCUGCUGGAUUUUCAUACAUAAACAACGUGGAGAAAUUUUUAAGCAGAAAUAUAUGUGAUUGGGACAAUGGUGCAGCGCAGGAGGUUGAGCCUCCUCCUUCUUCUUCGCUACCUCCGCCAGAUCUCCCAUGCCAAGAUGACGAAUCGUGUGAAGAAUGUGACGACGACGUAUGCAAUAAUGACCCGACCUGUAAAAAAGUUUUCGACAUAGCAAUCAUGCUAGAUCAAUCGCGUAGCAUAACGAAUGAUCAGUGGAAGAAGUACGUGAGGCCUUUCUCCAUUUCCGUCAUUAAAUCGAAUUACUUGGCCAAAAAUAGGACUCAUGUGACUCUGGUGAAGAUGGGAAGGACACCAAAGGUGCAAUGGAAAUUGGGAACGAAGGCUAGCUAUAGAAAAAAUCAGAUGAUUAAGAAGGUGAACCAGUUGGUCAAAUCGACGUCGAGUAGCAAAGACAUCGCCGGUAAUUUGAAACACCUACGAGAGAAGGUAUUCAGGGGGAACGAGAAGAGGUCUUCUUCUUCCUCUUCUUCUACCACCAACAGGAAGCAGCUCAUCAUCAUGCUAGUGGAGGGAAUGUCCGACACCGAUUUGAAUGAACUCCGAAGAGAAGUAGCGCUUCUCAAAGUGAACAACAUUGACCUGUUUGUUUAUGCCAUAGAUAGCAUCGAUGAUGAGGUAUACAGAAUACUUGGCGAUUGUGAACGCACCUCAUCCGGGGUUUGUAAAAACGCCGUGAAGGUAACCUGGGAUAAGUUACUAUCAUCUGAGAAGAUACAUAGCAGCUACAUAUGCAGCCUCUACCCUGAAGAUGCUGAAUGUACCGAAUGGGGUGAUUGGAGCCCAUGUCCAGACAGCACCUCCACCACGUGUAACAAUUUGGCCGUUAGUAAAAGGGAGAGAAAGGGACCACCAUAUACAUUAAAGGAGGAGGAGUAUCUACAGGACGGUCGUCAUAUGGCUGGGAGCUCGUGCACAGAUUUGAACUCCAUUGAGUAUAAAGCCUGCCCCGUCCCGGAGGAGUGCAACGAUGUGUGCGGCGAUUUUGGUGAGUGGAGCCAGUGCAGUGUGACUUGCGGGGAGGGCAUAAGGACGAGGCACCGCGCGGGGGAAGGAAGCGGAACAGCCAAUGGAGCAGCUGGGGACACCUCACGGGCAGCCUCUUUCCAAGAUGACGGAGCCGAUUCGUGUGACCUGUUCAACAAGACCGAGGUCGAAGCGUGCAAUGUCCAGGAUUGCGAUUCGGCCGAAAUAUGUGAGGAAGUCGGCGAGUGGGGCGAAUGGUCCGCGUGUUCCAAGACGUGUGGAUACUCCACCAGAAGGAGAACCUUCGUCAUUCUGCCGGAAGACAAAGAUGAGUACGCGCACUGCUCGACGUUCGAAAAGGCCGAAACGGAGGUGUGCUCGGUUCCUGCGUGUGAAGAUGAGAAGUGCUUCGAGUGGGAGGAGUGGACCGAGUGGUCAGCGCCCUGCGGGCCACGCAAGAGGGUGCAGCGAGCCCGCCGCCUCAAUGGGGGUACAAGCGGCAGCAGUGGAAGCAGCGGCAGCAGUGGAAGCGGCGGCAGCAGUGGAAGCGGCGUAGGAGGUACCGCCACCCAGGCGGACGAGUGCGAAGCUUACUAUGAGAACAAAAUCCAGAGUGAUGAGGACGGAACUAACAGCGUUCCCUGUACGGAGAACCCCUGCGGCAGCUGGUCCGAAUGGUCCGAGUGCGACCGCACGUGCAACGUCGGAAUGAGGAUGAGGCGCUUUAUUUCGAACAUCACCGGUUUGGUAGGAGAGGAUACCGAUUUAUGUUUAGAAUAUCACAACGAGAUAGAGACGGAGCCGUGUCUAAACCUGCCACUUUGCGAUCAGGAGGAGUGUAACGACUGGGAGACGUGGGUUCCGUGCGGCGAGGAGGAGGAGCACGGGCGAUUGCGGCCGGCAGUGUCGUUGCGGGCUGCGGAUGCAUUUCCAUCGGGAAGAGGCUCCACAUCUUGCCAUGCCACGCCGAGGAGAAGAAUCCUCACGAGAAAACUAGAGUUGCUUCAAAACAAAAAGGCGAGCACGUCCAAGUUCUGCAGCGACUACAAUUUAUUCAGAGAAGAAGAGUGCCCAGUGUUGGGUGGCGAAACCACGUGCAACGACGCGCUGUGUAACGAGUGGGAAGAUUGGGGAGAGUGUUCCCCGACGUGCGGCACGGAAUCAUUUAGAGUUAGAAGGCGAAAAGAGCCCCUGGAGCUGAUUCCCCCAUCGGAGGAUAUGGACGGGAAGAUGGGGCUGACCUGUGAGCAGCAGAAUGUAAGAAUAGAGGAGCGCGAGGCGUGCAGCGUGCCGGCGUGCGCACCGCCAUCGGGAGGGGGUAGCAGUGGAGGCGGCGGUGGCAGCAGUGGAAGUAGUGGAAGUAGUGGAAGCGGUAGUGGAGACAGUAGUGGAAGCGGCGGUAGCCAAAGCGACAGUGGCGGCAUGGGGACCGGGGAGAAGGUGUCGCUGGCCGCAGGCAUCCUCGGGCUCCUGGGCCUCGGUGCGGGUGGCAUGAUAUACGGCUACAACACCCUGACUGGAGGGGAGGCCCCUCACAGCUCGAACAUGGAAUUCGAAAACGUGGAAGCCGACGGAACAGAGGGGGACAAGGCCAAUGAAGACUUUGAAGUGAUUGACGCCAACGACCCGAUGUGGAACUGA